GAUACAUGCAUCUUGGCUUUGAUACUGCUUUAUCGGGCUCAACUCUUGAACUCUACUAUUCUAAAACACAGUACCCGGAAGUAGUUCAACAGAGGUGUCUCCGUCUUCACACUCACAGACGGCUCGACUUUAUCCUGAUCCAAACAUAACCCUUGCAAACAUGGGCCUCACCGAUAAAUCCUUCAAGGUGGGCAUCAUCUGCGGCAGCACCCGCUCUCCCCGCGUGGCACCGCAGGUCGCAGGCUUUGUCCAAAAGACGAUCCAGUCCCACCUCGCAUCACACCCGCCAGACGGCCUCUCUGUAACGCUGGAGCCCGUGGACAUCGCCGAGUCCAACCUCCCACUAUUCGACGAGCCAGGCAUCCCGCAGGCCAUCACCGACCCCUCGGCCUACGCGCACCAGCACACGCGCGACUGGUCCGCCCGCGUCGCCGCCCUGGACGCCUUCGUGUUUGUCACGCCGCAGUACAACUGGGGUAUCCCCGCGGCACUGAAGAAUGCCAUCGAUUUCUUGUUCAACGAGUGGACCCGCAAGCCUGCGAUGAUCGUGUCGUAUGGCGGGCACGGGGGUGGCAGGGCGGCCGAGUCGCUGGCUGUUGUGCUUCAGGGGCUCAGGAUGAAGGCGCCUGGGAGGACUGUCAACUUGUCGUUCCCGGACCGGGCGUUUAGUGGGAAGUGCUAUGUUGGUGGGGAUCUGGGGCUGCAAGAGGAGGGGGGCGCGGUCUGGGCCAGCGAGAGGGAUGAUAUUAUCGCUGUCUAG
Diaporthe batatas is the source of this 760-nucleotide messenger RNA. RefSeq lists its product as uncharacterized. Gene Ontology annotation, cellular component: cytosol. Bases 161 to 760 code for a protein of 199 amino acids. NCBI's taxonomy places the organism in Eukaryota, Fungi, Ascomycota, Sordariomycetes, Diaporthales, Diaporthaceae. The transcript has a single exon. Gene Ontology annotation, molecular function: FMN binding; oxidoreductase activity. The record is from RefSeq and is a predicted model, not a curated record.